This is a messenger RNA of Pteropus alecto (black flying fox), 1454 nucleotides long. RefSeq names its product zinc finger protein 709-like. NCBI's taxonomy places the organism in Eukaryota, Metazoa, Chordata, Mammalia, Chiroptera, Pteropodidae. Gene Ontology annotation, biological process: regulation of DNA-templated transcription. The record is from RefSeq and is a predicted model, not a curated record.
UACCAACUCGCUGCAGAGGCACUGAGCUCCGCUUGUUGCCUGCUCUUUACGUACCUGACAGGGCUGCAGGAGCGUCUGUCGCGCUGUGAUCUGUACUGGAAGUAAGACUCAUAGGCAGGACUCAGGGAGACCUAGGAAAGCUAGAAAUGGAAUCUGUGACCUUUGAGGAUGUGGCUGUGACCUUCACUCUGGAGGAGUGGGCUUUACUAGAUCCUUCACAGAAGAACUACAGAGAUGUGAUGCAGGAAACCAUCAGGAACCUGACCUCAGUGGGAAAAAAAUGGGAAAAUCAUUACAUUGAAGAUCAGUACAAAAACCAAGGGAGAAAACAAAGAAGUCAUAAGGUAAAGAGAAUCUGUGAAGAGAAAAAAGGUAGUCAGUGUGGAGAAAACUUCAGCUCUAUGCCAAAUCUCAAUUUGAAGAAGAAAACUCUUCCUGGAGUAAAACCACAGGAAUACAGCGUGUAUGGGAAAGUCUUUAUACAUGAUUCAUCUCGUGAUAGGCACACCAAAUGUGAUACUGGACACAAGCCCUCUGAGUAUCAGAAAAUUGGAGAGAAGCCAUAUAAAUGUAAUGCAUGUGGGAGAGCCUUCAGUUAUUUGCAGUGUUUUGAAAAACAUGAACGAAAUCACAAUAUCGAGAAAUCCUAUAAAUAUGAAGAAUGUGGAAAAUCCUUUAUGUGGCUCAAAACCCUUCAAAAACACAUGAUACGACAUUCUGUGGAUGCUCCUUAUAAAUGCAAAGUGUGUGGGAAAACCUUUAAUUCUUCAACUUCACUUCAAAUAUGUGAAAGAACCCACACUGGGGAGAAGCCCUAUCAAUGUAAACGCUGUGAAAAAGCCUUUAGAUGUUAUAAAAGUUUUCAAAGACAUGAAAAAAACCAUACUGAGGAGAAACCUUAUGAAUGUAAAAAAUGUAGUAAAGCAUUCAGGUACCCCAGUUAUCUUCAAAUGCAUGAAAGAACUCACAGUGAAGAGAAACCGUAUGAAUGUAAGAAAUGUGGAAAAGCCUUCAGAUUUCACAGUUCCUUACAACCUGAUGAGAGGACUCACACAGGUGAGAAACCCUAUGAAUGUAAGGAAUGUGGAAAAGCAUUCAGAUAUUACAGUUCCUUACAGACACACCAAAGGACUCACACAGGAGUGAAACCAUAUGAAUGUAAGGACUGCGGGAAAGCCUUCAAAUAUUUCACUUCCUUACAAAUACAUGAACACUCUCACACGGGAGAAAAACUUCAUGAAUGUAAAAAAUGUAGUAAAGUAUUUAUUGCUCCCAAUUAUCUUCGAAAACAUGAAAGAACUCACAGUGGAGAGAAACCCUACGAAUGUAAGGAGUGUGGAAAAGCUUUCAGAUCUUACAGUUCUUUACAAAUGCAUGCAAGGACUCACACCUUAUGACUUCUAUUAGAAACAAGAAGCAUAUUAUGAUUUUCUAUUAGUGAUUUUAUUAGAAAC